This is a messenger RNA of Drosophila bipectinata, 1200 nucleotides long. Its product is annotated as prolyl 4-hydroxylase subunit alpha-1. Gene Ontology annotation, biological process: peptidyl-proline hydroxylation to 4-hydroxy-L-proline. Gene Ontology annotation, molecular function: protein binding; iron ion binding; L-ascorbic acid binding. The record is from RefSeq and is a predicted model, not a curated record. Gene Ontology annotation, cellular component: endoplasmic reticulum. Lineage: Eukaryota; Metazoa; Arthropoda; Insecta; Diptera; Drosophilidae.
AUAAUAGUUUGGUUUAAAUUUCUGCGCCAUAUGCACAACGAUUGGCAUCAGUAUCUAAUGUUGUUUCGAAAAGAAUUGGGUUCCGAUGAGAUUUUUCGUUCCCAGGAAUUAUUAGAAAGACUUCCCACAUCGACGGACUUUGAAGAAUCCAUGGCAGCAAUUUAUAAAAUUCAAGUCGUUUACGAUUUGGAUGCCUUUAAUAUGACGCGGGGAAUAUUAAAUGGCAAAUCAUACAACGUUAAAAACUGGAGUGCAGAUGAGUGUCUUAUUAUGGGUCUAUUAAACCAAUUGCUAAAGCAUUUCGGCCAAUCGGAACAAUGGUUCCGACUAGCCUUGAUUUAUUUCAAAGGCCAUCCACGUCCCAAGGAACUGGACAUAAAAAUUUUUAAAUUGGCCAAUAUUUUAGAGUUAUUGGUUGAAGCAAAUAAGGAUCUUGGACGUUAUUCAAAAGCAAAGGAAUAUGCCAAUGAGGUUUUAACUUUGCAACCUAAUCAUAAUUACAUAAAAACUCAAUUACUUAAAUUAAGCCAUUUAGAUAAAAAGCAACCAGAAUUUACCAAGGAGAAUGAGAAGAUGUAUCAGCUCCAGAAAGCCAUUUGUACAAAGGAAUAUCCUAAAAUUUCAGUAAAACAAAAAUUAAAAUUGUCUCAAGCAAUAAAUCUGAGGUACUAUCCAAACUUUCUUACUAAAAAUGAAAUAGAAGCCCUGAAAAUGGUGUCCAGACCUGAAUUGAAACGCGAUGAAAACUUGUCUUGGAACUGCAGUUGCAAAAUCGCCGAACUCAGAAGUUCUACCCGUAAUAUAGUCAACAUUAUUAAUAAAAGAAUUAGGGAUACUAGUGGACUGGAUAAAAAAGGAAGUGAGGUCCUUGAAGUCAUCAAUUAUGGCAUAUCUGGAAACUACAAUCCUGAUGAUAGAGAAAUAUCUAAAAAGGACCAUAAAGCCAAUGUUUUAAUAUUUUUGAACAAUAUUGAACAAGGUGGAGAAACCAUUUUUCCCUCAUUAAAUAUUAAAUUUAAACCGAAGAUGGGAACAAUGCUGUUAUGGUUGAAUUCUGAAAAAAGAGUUUGGCAUCAUCAGUGUCCACUUCUCGUGGGAAAUAUGUGGUCUUGGUCAUUUGGCUGUCAUGCAAACAAUGCCGCAGUGUGGAGCACCAGGAGCAUCCUUUGGGCGGCGGAGAAGGGACCAAAACUUAAUUAA